This is a messenger RNA of Bombyx mandarina (wild silkworm), 2583 nucleotides long. RefSeq names its product Dpr-interacting protein beta (gene DIP-beta). Gene Ontology annotation, cellular component: neuron projection. The record is from RefSeq and is a predicted model, not a curated record. Lineage: Eukaryota; Metazoa; Arthropoda; Insecta; Lepidoptera; Bombycidae.
UUCUCUCCCGUUUGCGAGAUUAGUUCCCGGCCGCGUUCUUUGCUUUGAUCCCGACUUACGAGCGAACACCGAAACUUUUGUGUUUGACUUCGUCGAAAUUUAAUAUAACUUCACCGGGUAAACUCGACAAGUGAGAUAAGGAAAGUAAUGGUCUUUAACAUAUUAAAAUUAAUUACGUUAGAGGAUGUUCUUUAGUGGGAUGCUGUUCGGUGAGCUUAGCCAGGAUGACGAACUUUUGUGGAUCUAAAGCUUGAAUGAAGACUUUAUAAUGAUUAUUUCGUUUUAAAUUUCAAAGAGACUUCACCGCGAAUGAAAUAGAGGAUUCUAGUGGAUUAUUCAACACGAUGAGGAGCAAGGAUUUCGUGUGGACAGGAAAAAGAAGUAGCAGGUGGCAACACUGGAUACUGCGUUGAAACAAAAUGGCUGCAGGUGCGCAGGCGAUGGGUGGUGGACCACUCGCGCGCCUUUUAAUCUUGGCAAUCCUACAUGUUAACUUUGUAGCCUUAGGUCUAGAACCGGAUUUUCUUUAUCCUUUGGAGAACGUGACGAUCGCACAGGGGAGGGAUGCGAUGUUCACAUGCGUGGUCAAUAACCUGGGUGGUUACAGGGUGAGUGGCGACUCCGCCACGGCCAGGGUAGCGUGGAUCAAGGCGGACACGAAAGCUAUACUGGCAAUUCAUGAGCACGUCAUCACGAACAAUGCGAGGCUGAGCGUCACACACAACGAUUACAACACGUGGACGCUCAAUAUCAGGGGCGUGAAGCGUGAGGACAGGGGACAAUACAUGUGCCAAGUCAACACUGACCCUAUGAAAAUGCAGACUGCAUUUUUAGAAGUGGUCAUACCACCGGAUAUUGUUUAUGAAGAGACUUCGGGCGAUAUGAUGGUACCCGAAGGGGGUUCAGCUAAACUAGUCUGCAAAGCUCGAGGCUAUCCGCCACCCAAGAUCGUCUGGCGUAGAGAGGAUGGUGGGGAUAUUAUAUCUCGAGGCGGACCGCAAGGAAAAACCAAAGUGACAUCACUGGAAGGUGAGAUAGUGAAUCUAACAAAAGUGACCAGAUCAGAGAUGGGUGCGUAUUUAUGCAUUGCAGCCAACGGAGUACCUCCUUCUGUCAGCAAAAGAAUCAUGCUUCACGUUCAUUUUCACCCUCUGGUACAAGUGCCAAAUCAGCUUGUGGGAGCGCCGACCGGCACUGACGUCACGCUACAGUGUCAUGUCGAAGCAUCGCCCAAAGCCAUCAACUACUGGACCAGAGAGAAUGGUGAGAUGAUCAUUUCAAAUGAAAAAUAUCACAUGAGCGAAAUCAAUCGUUCCGCAUACAGCGUGCAAAUGAAACUCGUCAUCCGCAACAUCCAACGCAGUGAUCUUGGGGGAUACAAAUGUAUCUCGAAGAACUCCAUAGGUGAUGCAGAAGGAAAUAUAAGGUUAUAUGAAAUGGAACUUCCCAACCGCAAGUCAGGUGAUGAAGAUGACCGCGAUAUCUCGUCUGAGGAGUCCAAUGAUGUACGGUCCGGUCUCCAGGGCCCGCUUCGGGAAGGAGGACCCCGGGCUGAGGAUGCCGGCUUCCUGGGAGGGGGUGGGCCGCUCGCAGGCUCCGCGCCUCACACCGCCCCACACGCAAUCUUUUUAAUAUCGGCCUUUGCCCUUGCUGCGUGCUAAACUUUCCUCAAAAGCCAUGUGCAAAGUUAGGGCUUCCUCAACUUAAAGACAAUAUAAUAUCGCGCAGGCAAAGAUUUAUUCUCGACUUAAGAAAUCGUUUUUCACGAUAUUCUUUCGACGGAGAAAAGUCACGAACUCGCUUGAGUUUUUAUUCGACCUUAAAAUUGUGCAUGGCUUUCAUUGAGACCAGAACAAUGCAGUGUUUAAUGUAGGGACUAUGCGAUUUUCACGGAACGGAGUAAUAUUCGUAAGUGGUUGUAAAUGUACUUUUAAAUAUGAAAAUAUACUAUAGGAAUUAGUUUCAUCAAGUGUCAGCUUAACAGGCAGUGUUUGCUUCAUAUAUUGAUUACCCCAAGGAAAAGAGAGCACAGAUAACACUAGGUUUCCACUAAGUUUGGGCGUCCAUGGUACUGUUUUUAGUUUGCUACGUUCUUUUGAUUAAAAUAAUAUUGUAUGGUAUUGUAAAUGGAAAAAGAAUAGGAUUUGCCCAAGACUAAAGCGAAAUUUAUUUAUGAGUAUAAAAAAUAAACGUAACAUAGAAGCUAUUGAAGUGUAUGUCUGUUAAAUAAGUAGUCUGUUUGACAAAAAAAAUGAAUGUUUUUUUCAUUUUGGUUCAUUUUUUUGUUAUUAUUGUGAUUUCGCUUAAAGCUUCGUUAUCAUAACUAAGUGUAAAUUAUUAAAAAAAAAAGGUUAUAGGGAUAAAUUGUUAAAGUUUUGAAUAAUGUUAAAUUUUAUGAAAUCAUUUUGUAAUCAAUAUUGUACGGAUGAGCGAGACAGAUGUGUAGGUAUGUUUAAUAAAAAUGUAAAAAUAUAAUCAAGUAAAUGUCGUCGUUUUUUUUUGUGUUGUAAAGAGCUCGUAUUGUAAACAGUCUCUUAUUGGAACGCUCUUAAGACAUGUAUGAAAUGCCUGCAUAACGAAUAU